AUGGAUGCGACACAGGCGAUCGCUUCUAUCAACAACAAUUCAGAUGUUGGGCCCUGUAUACGAGGCCUUGUCAUAUGUGCCUGUGGAUCCACAGGCAGGAUUGAUGAAAGCGUAAAUUUGUUGACGAACAUGGUGAAGUGUGACCUGUUUGACUUUGUGUUGACAUUCGCGGGCGUAUCAACUAUGGAUUCUGUCGUCGUGCCUGCGUUAAAUCGCUUCGUCGAGAAUGUAUAUGUCUACGACAUGAAGAUAUGGGACGCACUCGAAGAAUCAUUUGGCGAGGACCGACAUGCCCUCAACCAUUCACCCGUGUUUCUCUCAUAUUCAGAAAUGGAGACUGACAAAGAUAACGUGCGACGACGCGUGGUUGAAACAAGAGUGUUGGCAUAUUCAAAUCUCAGUGAUGGGCGACCUUGGGGCCUCGAUAUCUACCGGUGCUUGAAUGCGAAAUGCCGGGCGCCUGCAUACAACAUGUGUUUUCAUCCACAUGGAAAGCGGUUUUAUGGGAAGCGUUGGCUGGAAACAAAGAUUAGGUAUAUUUGUUUUGAAUGCCAGACGACGCACAAAGGCAUACCAUGUCCGACCUGGAUACAUCCAGCUCGGUCUCAGAACUUUGGACGGGUAUGGUACAACUGGCCACUCAGCAAAGAGCAGAAAGGGGAAAUUGGCAUAUUUGAAUGA
Molecule: messenger RNA, 681 nt
Organism: Suillus plorans
Lineage: Eukaryota; Fungi; Basidiomycota; Agaricomycetes; Boletales; Suillaceae
Exons: 2
Coding region: 1-681 (226 amino acids)
Source: RefSeq, a predicted model, not a curated record